AUGAAUCAUACGAAAGAAAGGCAUCUAGUCAACACGUACGUUAACAAGCCAUGGAACGUUGGAAGUAAUGAGUUCGUUUUAGCUGUGACAUUGUUAGGUAAGUGCUUGACAUAUGUACUUUAUAUGGGUAUUAAACCAAAUUACUUCGCCUUUACUUAAUAUAUUGUUUCGCUUACCUUUUGAUAGAAGCGUUAAAAUUCUAAAGUGGUUUCAAUAGAGCGGAGAAGUCCUUACGUCACGUUGCCAUGAUAGCAAAAUUUUUGGCUGACAACAAACCGAAAAUUCACUUAAAAAGUAAAUUCGCAAUGUUUCAAACUUCAUCGAUUUUAUUCAGUUUCAUUAAAUUUGUUAAAUGUUGGCGAAAUGUUCUGGAUUUAAUCCGAAAGGACCGAAUCUGAGUUAAAAAAAAGAAAAAGAAACUUUUUGUGUUGUGUUUACCUACUUCGCAAAGCGGGCGCGUUAAAUUAGGAAGUUUCAUGUCGCAAUCGUUCAUCGACCGCGUGAUGCAAGUGCAAAGUUGUUGUUUCGCUAAUCUUAACCUAUCGGGUGUUAUUUUUUUUGCCGUUCUUGUAACUGUCACCGUCGUCGUUGCUUAAUCUCGGCCCUAUUGUCAUCCGGAAAUUUGGCUACCACGGUAACUUGACGCCACACUUCUCUUCUCAGUCUAUUACAAUGAAAUUAAGUUAUUAAAUGAAGCGCUUGGACUCACUGGAUACCGGUUUACUUUGCUGCUGGAGUUGGGAAAUGCAGUUCCGUCUUUUUGGCCUCCUUUUUGUCGAAAUCUUGUUGACCAAAUGAAGAGUGACUUUAAUCUUUAAAAACAACUGAAAAAAUACAUUUUUCUGCAUUUUUUAGGGGGAACAAAAUUGAAAUUGAGCUUUACCAUAAGUUUUGCAUAACGAAUUAGAGUCAAUUUAGCAUCAUUUGUUAAAUCAUUAGGUGGAUAUAAUGCACAGUAAACGGUCGUAGGAUGUUCAAAAAUAGAAAGGAAAAAGUGGAGGUAGUUUUUCUUCGAUCAAAAGUAACGAAACCUUGGAAACUUUCCUCAGAAAUGUACAUCUCAACUUGUACCAAAAAAAUGAGCUUCAAUUUCCGAACAUGCUCUCAACUAUUUAUGCUAAACGUUAAUAAUCUACUUUAGACACUCAUUAGAAGCUUUUGGGUCACUUCUGAUCUUUUCUCUGAUGACCUAGUUAUAAUCGGAAUGUUCUUUUAAUAGUACCCAGGAAUAUGUAUUUUUUGGCGAAAAGAAGAAAGGCAAAUUUCGAGGACGGAUGCAAAAUAAUUGCGAUUUACCAAAGAAAUCUUGUCGAGAAGAAUAUCUAACAACAGACAAAACAACUCUAUUUUGGAAUCAGAAUUAACCCAAUUCAGGCCGGGCAUUCAUUAGCCUGGUUUUCCCUUGCUCUCUCGGUUCCGGGCUUGUUCAGUUCUUCCCUGAGAAGAGAAUUUUUUCGCUUGAGAAGCGCAGGAUUAUAUCCCGAACAGCGGCUGGUAAUGAAGCCCAGCGAACAACAAUCGAGCUCAGGCAUUUAUAGGCGUCGUAGUAUCUUUGUGGCCCUUUAAGGCCCUCCUCUUAAAUUUUAAAAAAGCUCUUGUAGAUAAGGCCACAAGCUUCACACAGAAUAAUUGUCAAUCAUUGCUAACAUCUGGGUAAAAUUGAUUGACAAAAUGACGAAAUGUGACAUCAUUAUGACUCCAUGUUGUUUUAUGGCUGAACCCAUAGCUUUCCCCAAAAUGGCUAUAAAGCGGAAAGCAUUGCGCUGAAAUAGAAACUUGUUUCAUAAAAUCCUCGUCAAAUGAUUUAACACAUUGAUAAUCCUAAACAACAGAAUUGACGUAAUUAUGACAUAAUUAAUAAUUAAAAAAGAAACUAGAACCAUACACCAUCUUGGAUCUGCCCUUUUAAAUUACUAGCAAUUUUGCCUCAGUGAAAACCCGUCUAAAUCGAGGUAAUUGUAAAAUUGUAAAAUUUUAACACAAUGGUUUUAAAAACACAAACUUUGAAAUUUAAAUAUAAUUUUGGGGCGACAGUCACUCAAACCCCGUGCAAACGGCCGGACACCACAUUGUUGACCAGCAAGUUCCAACAUUGUUGGAUGUUACAUGUUGCGUCCUUUUUCACACUCUGUUACAUGUUGUUGACUGUUGCUGGGAGUUGUUACGUUAAGUUUUUACACCGGUCAAACUUUGACGCAACAACUCCAAACAAUGUUGCGUCUGUUUGCACGGGGCUUUGAAUUGCCGGUUCAACUAACAAUAAAUGAUACAAUAAACUUUGUAAAAAUUAACACGAAAACUUGAUAAUCGUACCCACAAAUCAUAUCUUCAAUCCCAAAUACGACUUGGGAAACAACACGUUUCCUUAAAGAAAAAAUAAAAGCAAAUGCGACAUAAUAAUGUUUCAACAGGGACAAUCUUGUUCAUUGGACUUCUUGGCAAUGGAAUUGUGGUAGCGGUAAUCUCAAACUUGCGCCGGCGAGGACAGAAAACAUCUGUACAGCUUUUUCUCCUUAACUUGGCCGUCUCCGAUCUGAUGGUGUGUUUGCUGUGCAUUCCCCUAACCAUCUUCACAAAUUUUUACUACCCCAAAAAUAUGGCCAGAAGGGAUGAUGGUUUCUGCAAGUUAGCUCGAUUUAUGCAGGUAAAAGAUUUAUUCCCUGUUAAGCUACGUACAAACGGACGCAACAACUCCCAACAUUGUUGGCCCUACAGUUUGACCGGUCUCAAACUUUGCAAAGGAACUCCCAACAACACAAAACAACAUGCAACAAAGUGUGGAAACGGAAUCAGUUAACAAUUAGUUCAUGCGUCAGCGUUCGUAUGUCGAGAUAUUGAGCACGCGGGAAGUUUGGAGAGCACGAAAGAGGCGUAAGAGUUGCGCCUCGUGCAACUCUAGCCUCUUGAGUGCUCUCCAAACUUCCCAAGUGCUCAAUAUCUCGACAUAAGCACAGCUGCAGCAUGAACUAAUUGUUUUAUAACAUUAUCAAAGCGAUCAAUGCAGCAGUUAACUGAAAAUAUUAUUAUUAUAGGGCGCGCUCAAAGCAGUACGCGUCAAUGUUUACGUGAAUAUAUUUUUUUUCCUCACAGUUAAUCUUAUGUUUUUAUCCUGAAACUGAGAAAAAGUGUACUCUAAAAUGAUUGUAAAAUCCAUAUUAAGGUGCCCGAAAACUAUUAAUUUACCGAAAAAUUGUUAUUGAGAGAAAACAACUUUCCAAAGAAUGAGCUCACGCCAUAGCCCGCACAGUUCGCGGAGAUGACAACAACAACAACAACACUCACCUCUUUUCCUUACUAUCGGUUAACAAAUUCAAACGGUUCCUCUUAAAUUUCCUUACAAUACACAUGGUAAACGCUUCAUUGUCUAUUGCUGAGUUAUGGAUGCACUCAGGAGAUUCAGGAUUGCUAAGCUCACAACAACUCGAGGAAUAACGAAUAGUUUAUUGACGUCAUCAGCGUGCUCAAUAAGAAUAUGAAGCACGCUCGCGCUAUUGAAUUUGAUUAGGCGAAUUUUCUAGCUAUGUUAUAACAUGUAUUAAGGUGGCUCGACUGGAUUUUUUGGGGUUGAUACCUCCCAACUUUGAGCAUUAACUACGUCGGCAUGAGUAAAGAUAUGGAAAAAAGGUUACCACAACUGUAUUAUAUAAAGACGAAAAUUUCUUAUGAUCUGGGUUUUAUUCCAAUCAGAGUCGCCAUGGCAACGUAAUGACGCCAUUACGUUUUUCAUUUACCUUUGUGUUUCUCUGCUCCAGGAGUUUUUUGAAGAAAUCGCUUAAGGGAGUAUGUACCUGCUAUAAUUGCCUCCACUAUGGCAUAGUUUGAACAAAUUCUAUGAGAGCGUUUUCGAAAUAUUUUGAAAUGUAGUUUUAAGAAUAAUAAAAACAGUGAAAUAGCAUGCUAGCCACACAAUUCGCUAACAUUUUAAGAAAAUGAUAAGCUUUGGGAACGAGGCUUCAUCUCAUAGUGGUUUGAUUCCAUUGAAAACUGCAUAUGAAAAAAGAGCGGAAUUGCUCGGGGCGUCGCGAGUAAGAAGAAUUUUAUUAACUUGCAUUUAGUUGUUUUUGACAAAGUUUUUGGACGUAAUUUGGUCCAUGCCUAAAAAUUUCGCAUUUUUCCAAAAACCGCUCGAUAAAUUUUUGUAUAAAUUCGAUAAUCCCGAGAUCAAUCGUCAAGAAAUAUUCCCUGCAAGUUUUAAGAACAUUGAAAACAGGGAAGGCUUUUAAAUAGGGCCUCAGAUAUAGCCAAUUUUCCCCCCAGAUUUUGUGUUUACAAGUGAGCGUCCUCAUUAUUCACUGGCAUUGUUUUCAAGUUUCAUAUACACGUGCACAUUUAGCAAAACGAUAGAACAGGCAAUUUGUCUUCAAAAGUUGCAAGCUGUGGUUAUAACCUUCUUAUUAUUUCAUUUUCUUGAAGAAUACAUCAUAGUAAAACUGACUUUAACGACAUUUACUAAUUUCCUUGAGUUGUACUGGAAGUGUGCGUACGUAAAUUGCGUGCGUAAGUCCGAUUUUUUUCAAGAUGCAUUCACAAAAUGUGUUCAUAUAUGGAUGUUCAUGGAUAUAUAAGGUCCUGAGCUCCACCGUGGACACAAAAACAAAAUAUCUUUGUAUAAUAAACUGCCCAAAGAAAUUCAAGUUUGCUCACAAUGUGUUUGAAGUCACUGAACUUUGUCGCACUCGUGCUGAUAUUUUAAAACCCACGGAUAUUUUAAACCGAUCGGACACUUCUAGCUUCGCAGUUCACUAAAAUGUAAACAAAAAUCCUCAAUGUAGAAGUUUUGGCGUUGAUAUGUGGGCAGAAAACGAGUUAAUCUUUAUCUAGUAAAUCUUCCCCAAGAUCGGUUUCAAAGCAACCUUAGCUUUCUGAACUUGAUCGUUUCGCGCAGAUUAAUUUUUUCUUUGUGUUGUCAAGUUGAACAUGCAUAACACCUGUUAAAAACCUACCCGUAAGUAAGAUUUCCUUCAAACAAAGUUAAAGUUACAUUAAUUAUUGCAAAAACUUCUUUCCAAUUAUGUAUAAGAUUUAAUUACCGAUUGAGGUCACUUGAAGGACCAUAGACGCCACUUUAAGCUGGCAAAGAGAUCCGACAAGCAAAGAACAAUUCCAUCAUGCAUAAAAUUCAGCUUAAGUGAACUAAAAAAAGCUUCAAUAAGAUUGCAAAACAACAAAUUUUCAUUAAAAAAACAUAAGGCUUAGGGCUCUUAUACCUGAUGACAAAGAAGAAGUGAAUUUUCUGUACGGAAACAACUUACCUAAAGAUCUUAAAAGAAAAAGAUCAGUUGCAAGCGUCGCAGCCAAGCCAUGAUUCCGACUACAUAUCUAAAUAAGCUACUUUUUUUAGUAAUAACUGGUCCAUGCGAGAGGCUUCAUUCAAGCAAAUUAAACUCAGCAAACUGAAUCACUAGAAAAUACAGAAAACUGCACAGAAGGAUUUGUUUUGAUCGCUUCAGUCAAAUCCAGCUCCAGCAAUUGUUUACGGGCAAAGAGUCGAUUGUUUUGGAGUCACUGCCGGCAGUUGUCGUUCUCCGCUACUUCCAAGCGAGAGAAAGGAAAAUUUGCGUACAGAAAGAUAACAAAACUAUGUAAUUAAAUCUGAAAAAACUAAAGGAAAAAAACUCUGACUACUAUUACUUGAGCAGCAGAAAAAUGAUGGAAAUAGUCUUUUCUUCUCGAGUAAGCUUGCUGGCCUUCUAAAGUUCCGAGGAAGUUUUAAGCGCUCAAGUUUGUUCACUCGCAAGCGUUAGCGUUACGGUCCUUUGACAUAAGACAAGGAUAAAGCUUGUUCUGCAAAGGUAAAUAAAUCUGGGCAUUUAAAAAAACUAACCGUAACUGCUAAUAACAGAAUACAAGCGGGUUGUAAUUCAGUCCGGCGAAAGAUGGCGAAGCACUGGACAAAAAAAUAAAUUCACAAAUCAAAUGCACAAUUAUCAGAAAAAUACAAACCUCUUUGGAAAUGUUCAAAACGUUUUAUUCCUCCUCAGACUGACGAAUGAUCUGUUUUUACUGUAACAUUGGUUGUUCUGAAUCCAAAGUAAUUUUCAAGUGACGAAAAAACAACAAGAACAACAAAAACAAAAAAAAGCAUUUACAAGGAGCAAACGUUCGCACCUCGUGUAUUUCAUUCAGUCUCAGUCAGAACUCUCACAGAACGAGACAAACAAACGCAGGCGAUAAGGGAUGCGCAGAAGCUUGCGCAGAACGUUUUUCCGCCCUGAAAGACCAACAUUGACGUCACGUAGUCUCCAGUCUAUCACGCGGCCAUUUCAGAAACGUUUUCGUGAAGUUUUCGGAAAUGCUCGGAUUUUGAUCUUUUAUCCUUCUAUAAAGGCUUGGGAAGAAAAAUCUUUACCCAAAUCUCACUUAGGAUGGUUCUUUUUAGUGUUCGGUGAAGGUAAAGCGACACAGGAAAAUAUGUCAAUUUUUUGGUUCAUUUGACCUUUAAAGGUGAUGUAACAUCCAACAAUGUCGGAAGUUGUUGGCCGUUUGCAUGGGGCUUAAACUUGUUCUCGCAAAGGCAAAAUAGUCCAAGAGCGCUAUGAUUUUGGGUUUGUGUGGUUGUUUAAUUUAGUUUAGUAUUUACCAAAUCAGUGAAUAACAAUUUUCGCUCGUUUUGAUUGGCUGCCGUAACUCGCAAUAUCCUUGGCUAUUGACGUGUUGAAUUUACAAAAACGUUACUUUUUUUUCAUUUUUAUCCGACUGAUUUGGUACAUACUAAAACAACUAUCCCCCUCAGGGUCGGUGAACAACGCUAGAUAUAUACGCCUCGACGCUUCGCGUCUCGGUAUGUACCCCUCUAUUCACAUUCUGUAAUCUAUUUCUUUUCCGCAGCACCUCAAUCCAAUAAUCUCAGUCAGCCUGAUGACAACAAUAAGUAUUGAUCGGUACAUGACAUUUGUAAAGCAGGAAUUAACUUGCAUCAAUAGAUCUUGGUAUCUCAGGCCAGGCUGGUUGAUCUUCUUUGCUUGGGUAUACGGUACAGUUCAAUGCCUUCCGAUUUUUUACACAAGCAAUUUCAUUCCUCUUGAUUAUAAUAACAGCACCAUCUACUACUGCAGUACUACACACGGCCAGUCUCUUGUUGGGAAGAUUUACCUCGCUGCCUCAGUCUUACUUGGGUUCGUGAUACCCUUAGCAGUCUUAACUAUAUCAUAUCGCAGAAUUAUAAAAGUGAUAUCGACCAGGAAUCGCAGACUUUCUGCGACUGCAGGUGACAUAUCCAAUCCCAAAAUCACAAAUGCCAAGUUGCUGGAAAAGUCCAGAAGAAGGGUUCUUCGCGUGUUGGUAAUUGUUGUCAUCUGCUUUGUCGUCUGCUGGUUGCCUUUCGCUCUCUACUUUGGGCUACUGGUGCAGCAUCUUAGGGAAUUUCCGAACGUUAUGGAUCCGGUGCGCCUCAUAACCUAUGGACUGGGCAUAUCAAACUCGGUCUGUAAUCCUUUUAUUUACUUCUUCAACGUCUGCGGCAAGUCCUAUCGUUCCAUGAAAAGUAGGUUCCUUGAGGUAUUGGGAAGGAGGGAGAGAUUAUCGUCGCAAAGGGUAGUAACCAGGUCCUUGUCUUCAAGGUCCGCCUACGUAACCAAACAAGAAAAGGAAGUAGAGGAGUUGGAGUUACUUUCUGUUGUCUAAUUAAACAUCGAUAACACCAGAAUUGCAUUCGUACACGCGCGAACUUGAAGAGUUUCAAGGAGAGGUUCUGGAUACCAAGUUCUAACUCCGUAAAUCACUCCAUCAUAGCAUGGUUGCAACAGUAUCGGCUUAUAAAAGACGUUUCCCUUACCUACUGUAGGUUCUCCUCCCUGUCCGUAAAUCUUUUCCAACCUCGUUCCCAGGUUCUCUCUCCGGAGAGAACCCUGGGAACGAGGUUGAUUCUUUUCUUGCACUUUGUCGCACCACGUAAGGGAAUCCGGAUUCCGGAAUCUUGGAAAUAUUUGCUUGUAGAAUCCGGAAUCUUGGGCCUUGGAAUCCGGAACGCCAUUAACGAUUGGAAUCCGGAAUUCAAGUUCCACUGAAAAAGAUUUCGAAUCCAGUAGUUGGAAUCUGGAAUCCACGGGGUGGAAUCCAGAAUCCAAGACUGUCUUGGAAUCCCUUACUUGGAGCGAACUCUGUUUAAAAGGCGAAAACAAGCAAACCGACCAAGAAAAUGGUUAAAGGCACCAAGAUCAGAAGAACCACUAUAGAUUAACAUUUUCUAUUCUACUAUCAGCGGUUCAGCGCUCAGAAAUAAAUUAAAACGUUUGAAAGGGACAACAAUUCUGAUACUAUAGUUAGCAUCCUGGAUUUUUUAAAACGUAGCUAAAGAAAUUUCAAGUGCAUUUUAACUAUUUGACAUCUAAGUGGAAUGGGAAGCAGUUAAAAGUCACUAGCUGAAGCUAAACAAUGAGCUGAACAAUGACAGCAUUAUUGCUGGCAAUAGACGAUAAAGUUCUCUAGCACAAGUAAUAGGAUUUUGCGAUGAAAUAAACAACAUUUAAAACGUCGAGAAAUUGUAAUCUUUUAGUCAGUCAAACCGCGAGGCCCACAACUCAGUGUCGGCCGAAAACAGAUUAAGAAUCCACAAUCUUUGAGCACAUAAUAGGCUUACUAAGAGAAAAUCACCCAAAAUAAACACUCACGAAGCGUUUUUAUGUUUGGCACUGAAAGUAUUCUGGUAACACGAGGUCAACCGCACAUACCUGAGAUUUGUCUGUCACCACUUUCGGUAAUCACACGAUAAAUGACUUUCACGGCAAUCACAACACUUCCCAAAACCACUCUUCCACACUUAACACGGGCGAAACAUCGUCAAAUUACUCUGUAAAACGCUCGCUUUCUCCACAUAAAUCGUAACAUGGAACUUUUCUCGACUCACUGACAGUCGAUUUAUUCAAGAUCCCGGAAGUAAACCAGGGGAUGAAAAGGAGACAUAAAGCCCCCGCCCUCCACACAAUUUUUUACUAAGUCUCUGGCCUGGUCAGAAGUCAGCAUGAAUUUCCAUCUUGCCAAAUAGAUUUCAACCCUAGAACAUACUUUGUUUGGUCAAAGACUUGUUACUGCCAACAACAAAGCUCGCAAUAUCCAAUCUUUCGUCUCAAGCCCGGGAUCAGUCUUUCUCCCGUGUAGCCCGAAAUGAGACGAAAUACCAGAAGAUAUUGGACGCGGCAGACUUUGCCAGACGUGAGAAUUGUUCCUUCAUAA
Molecule: messenger RNA, 9171 nt
Organism: Porites lobata
Lineage: Eukaryota; Metazoa; Cnidaria; Anthozoa; Scleractinia; Poritidae
Source: the annotation of a GenBank genome assembly